Molecule: messenger RNA, 395 nt
Organism: Funneliformis mosseae
Lineage: Eukaryota; Fungi; Glomeromycota; Glomeromycetes; Glomerales; Glomeraceae
Source: the annotation of a GenBank genome assembly
UGGGUGGAACUGUAAGUGUUGAUAGGAAUAAGAAAAUUGCUAGGAAGUCGGAUUAUUUGGAUCAUUUGGACCUAGAUCGCACUUACACUCUCGAAGAGUUUGAAAUUAUAAAACGAUCAGCUCAAAAAUCUCAUUUCAAACUUGAUAAAUCUGGCGAUCGUUCUUAUGUCGCAAACACCAAUUUUCAAGGAAAUUGCUGUAUCGAAAAGCGUAGGACAACUCCCUCCGUAAUUGGAACAUCCAGACUGGACAGAACGAUAGCAUGUCUUCCUCGCAGGUGGUUUUAUACUCGAAACAAGCGAGAUUCAAGCUCCAAAUGUUGCCUUAACGCUAAAAAUAUUUAUCGAAAUCUGACUCAAGAGCAAGGCUCCUCCGUUCGAGGUCAAAAUGCUUGA